GCACAGGCGGCCUCCUCAGGGCGAGUCCCAGGCCGCUGGGUGCUUUCCUUUUCUGGGUGGUGUUGCGAGCUCAGGACAUCAGAGCAGCCACAGCCGUGACUAAAGGAACUCCCAAAGAAGUUCUUCCAGAACCGCGUCAGGAAGUGGCAAAAAUAAUGGGAUAAAGAUCCAGAGAUUCCGGUGGGGAUCCAGUGAGAGACAGACCCCAGGUUCUUUCCCGACAAGGAGCAGCCUUACUCUCAGAGCUUCCGAGGGCCUGAUCUUUGGGAAAGGACUGAUGGCUGCUAGGCUAGGUUGGAAACGCUGGGGUCUCCUGCAGACUGUGACAAGCGGUAGCCUCUUCUUGUUUCCCCGGGGCCAUUGUCCCCAGAGGGGAGUGGGAAGCAUUCUGGACCCUGAGAUGAGAGCCUUCGUGGAGGAGAACACCGAAGUCACUAGCAGUGGCAGCCUUACCCCUGAAAUCCGAUUGCGGCUUUUGACCCCCAGAUGCAAGUUCUGGUGGGAGAGAGCUGACCUGUGGCCCCAUGGCGAUCCUUACUGGGCAAUCUACUGGCCAGGAGGCCAGGCCCUGUCUAGGUAUCUUUUGGAUAAUCCAGAUGUUGUCAGGGGAAAAUCCGUGUUGGAUCUUGGGAGUGGAUGUGGAGCUACAGCUAUUGCUGCUCAGAUGAGCGGCGCAUCGAGGAUCUUGGCCAACGACAUAGACCCUGUUGCAGGAAUGGCUAUUACACUAAACUGCGAAUUGAAUCAACUCAGUCCUUUUCCCAUUUUAACCAAAAACAUUCUUAGCGUGGAACAAGAUCAGUGGGACCUUGUCGUCCUUGGAGAUAUGCUUUAUGAUGAAGCCCUGGCCGACAGUCUUCACGGGUGGCUGAAGAGGUCCACUUGGACCUUCGGGACUCAAGUGCUCAUCGGCGACCCUGGCCGGUCCCCAUGCAGUGGGCACAGCAUUUGGCAUGAACUGCGCAAGGUGGCAGAAUACUCACUUCCAGAGGCCACUAAGCAGCAAAACAACGGGCUGACAAGUAGCGCAGUGUGGGAUUUCCAGCCUUGAGCUGUCAGAGUGCUUGUAAGUAUCAAUGUUUGCUUUGGCCUUAAUCCCCCCCAAAACAUUUUCCCUUUAAGAAACACUCUCCCAGUCAGUGGCAUAUCUUGGUUCCCAAAUAUAAAGGUUUCAAGUUUUGUCAGUUGACCUCCGUCACAAACCAGUGCUGCAUUUGUAAGGGUGCCAGCUGUGCAGAUCUCCAUCUGCAAAUAUUUGUCUAGUGUUACUGCUCCAGGGACAUGAUUAUGGGAAGCAGUACCAAUGGUGGUAGCAUGUAAUUCCAGGAGUGGGGAAGAAUAACUAUGGUACCACAAUCUGUCUGUCUAGCUGGGGACUUUGUGGUACUGGAGAUUAAACCCAGAUCCUCAGGCAGGCUAGGCAAGUGCUAUACCACUGAGCUACAACCCCAUCUUAUGAUGUAUCUUUGAAUUAAACAAGCAAAAUACAAAAUAUAGAAUACUGGCUUUUUUAUUCAUAGUGCUGAGGUGUGCACUCAGGGCCUUAUCACUGAGC
This is a messenger RNA of Fukomys damarensis (Damara mole-rat), 1555 nucleotides long. It is a transcript of the gene Etfbkmt, whose product is annotated as electron transfer flavoprotein subunit beta lysine methyltransferase. Gene Ontology annotation, biological process: peptidyl-lysine trimethylation. The coding region runs from base 278 to 1051 and encodes 257 amino acids. Gene Ontology annotation, molecular function: protein-lysine N-methyltransferase activity. The record is from RefSeq and is a predicted model, not a curated record. Lineage: Eukaryota; Metazoa; Chordata; Mammalia; Rodentia; Bathyergidae. The transcript has 5 exons. Gene Ontology annotation, cellular component: mitochondrial matrix.